This is a messenger RNA of Penaeus indicus, 3487 nucleotides long. Its product is annotated as receptor-type tyrosine-protein phosphatase epsilon-like. NCBI's taxonomy places the organism in Eukaryota, Metazoa, Arthropoda, Malacostraca, Decapoda, Penaeidae. Gene Ontology annotation, molecular function: protein tyrosine phosphatase activity; protein binding. The transcript is spliced from 22 exons. Gene Ontology annotation, biological process: protein dephosphorylation. Bases 302 to 2602 code for a protein of 766 amino acids. The record is from RefSeq and is a predicted model, not a curated record.
AGGGUUCACAACAUUCAUUACUCCUUCGGAAGCUCCUGGGAAGGUCACGGAUCUGAAGGUGUCUGCCGCUUCCCACUCCCUCACUCUGACCUGGUUCGACCCUUCCGACAACCCUCUCAGGGGCAAACUUGAAGGAUUCAGAGUAACAUGGAACCGUGGUACCAGAGUGUGGACAAGCUUGUAUAUAGACCUGCUUUUGUCCGAAGUCCCCGAGGGCAAAGAGGGACGACGAUCCCACACCAUUACGGACCUGGAGGCUGGCGAAGAUUACUACGUACAGGUUUACGCUCGGAAUGCUGGCAUGCAGAGCUUCGGAGAACCCUAUGGUCUAGCAACGAGGACUCAACAAGGAGUGCCCUCACCGCCGCAGAGAGUCAAUUACAGCAUAUCAGAUGGCCAGGUUUUCCUGUCAUGGGAGCCUUCUGUGGACAUGGCCGGGGGACUCGUUUUCUAUGUCGUCGAGCUGGACGGCCGUAACCUUUCCUGCGCUGCUGAUGUCAGUGAAGACUUCGAAUGUCUGCUGGAUGGUUUAACAGCAGGUGAGGAGCAUGAGGUGACUGUGAGGGCAUGCAACAGUUACCAUUGCAGUGAUUCUGAACAUCUAACAGUGAUUGGUCCUGGUGUUAAGAGAGAAUAUAUCGUCCUCACUGUGGUAUUGAUUCUACUUUUGCUGUGUCUGAUAAUCUUUCUGGUAGUUUGCUGUCGACGCAAACCAUCAACUUCGAAGGAGUUGCUGGUCGAAAUGACACGUGACGAGGAGCCCGGCAUUCCCCUUGAACUGGCGGCGAGCCCAGCCGGUGAGCAGGAGGAGCUGGUCCUCGAACACAGCUCGCCCGAGGGGGACCCCACCUACGAAAACCUCGCCCGGAAGAUCACCAAGGCCGACCUCAACACGUACCUCACUCGUGCAGUCAACUCGCAGGACUUGGUCGACGAGUUCAAAAGCGUGCCGUCCAUCAUGAAGAAGAGCUGUUCAGAAGCCGAAAUCCCGAUGAACAGGCAGAAGAACAGAUACAAGAACAACUUGCCUUACAAUGACACGAGAGUUCCCUUGCCUCUUUUGCCCAACGCUCCGCACUCAGACUACAUCAACGCCAGCUAUGUCAACAGCUUUCAGCGCGCCCGGGCCUUCAUCGCCAGCCAGGGACCCAAGGACUUCGCCGUGAACACCAUCGACGACUUCUGGCGCAUGAUCUGGCACACGGGCGUCCGCGUGGUCGUCAUGGUGACCAGACUCGUCGAGGGCGGCCGGGUCAAAGUAGCCCAGUACUGGCCCGACAAGGAAGCCAUGUUCAAGGGCGGCCUCGAGAUCCACCUGAAGAAGGAGAAAGUGAAGAUGGACUUCGUAGUGAGGACCCUUUGCAUUCGGCUCGACCACGAGGAGAGAGAGGUGAAGCAGUACCAGUUCUUGGCCUGGCCCGACCACGGCGUCCCUUUGCACGCCUACAGCCUGGCGCAGAUGGUGGCCAACGUCCGGGCGGAGGACAUGGGCGACGGACCGCUUCUCGUGCACUGCAGCGCUGGCAUAGGACGCACAGGCACCAUCCUGCUGGUACUGCACGCGCUCGACCAGCUGGAGGCGACGGGCCUUGUGAGCAUGCGCGACGGCCUCCUUGAACUCAGGAAGGCGCGUCCUUUGCUCGUGGAGAACGUGGUGCAAUAUAGAUUCGCCCACCAACUCCUGCACGAAAUUCUGUGCGGGGAGACGACAAGCAUCCCCUGCGGCAGUUUCCUGGAGGAGCUGGAGAGACUGAGGACGCCGCAGCCCCCAGGAGUCACCUCUGUCCUUCAGGAGCAAUACCAGAAACUGAAGGACUUCCCGAAGGGCCUGACCUUCUCCUUCGCCAAGAAACCCGAAUUCGCCCACCUCAAUCGAGACCCCGAAAUCGUCCCAGCGGAUGGCAGGAUGAUCUUCCUCUACGUGCUGACCAGCGACUCUUGCUCUCAGUACAUCAACGCCACUUUCGUCAACGGAUUCGACAAAAAGGACGAAUUCGUAGCGAUGGAACACCCGAUGGAGCACACCCUCGACACAGCCUGGAGGAUGAUCUACGAGAGGAAAAUGCCGGUCUGGAUUCUCGUCCACGCCUUCCCCGAUCACGACAAGGAUUUUCCGAGCGUGCUUCCUCCCGCCGGAGAGGUGUGGAACCUGAAGAACAUGAGGGUGGAAGUCAUCAGUAGUCAGUUCUAUAACAACUUCACUGAGACAACCGUUCAAGUGUCGUUCGUCAAUAGUGAGAAGGUGAUGGGCAGCCACCGUUGUGCCGUACUGCAGGCGGAGGGCUGGCCUGCCGACGUCGCCUUGCCCUCGUCGCCGCUGCCCCUCCUCGCCGUCCUGGAGCGCCUCGACUCCCUUCCGCGGACGGGCGGCCCUCCGCUCUUUUCCUGCAGGGACGGCGUGAGCGGGAGCGGGCUGACGGUGGCACUGCAGCUGGUUCUCUCCCGGGCCAAACUGCUGCAGGAGAUAGACAUAUACCGGGCCGUCCUUAGCGUCAUGUACGACCGGCCGCAGUUCAUCCCGUCCUUUGAACAGUAUGACUUCUUGCACGAGGCGGCCCAAAUGUUCCUGAAUGCGUUCAGUAUGUAUGGCAACUUCACCUAGGUCGCCAUCUUUGCCACCGAGAGGCCCUGGCUGCUGUUCAGUGGGCCAUGGGCGGGGUAGCUGAGUUGGUACGGCGGUGAGGGUACCUGAGCUGAAGACGGUGUUUUUUGUUUAAGUAUGCAUUCUGACCUUGAUUUUUGGAUAUAAAAAGGUAUAUUGGAUACGAAGAAAAGAGAAAAAAAGAGAGGACAGAGGCUUAAGGCACCCCUACCCCCCCUCUUGCCUUCACAUCCUGGCAAAACGUUAUCUUGGGCCGUGUUUUCCCCAAGGCCGUCAGCAGGAUAGUCAGCCACUCUAUACAACAUGCUGUGUCAUACCCUUGGCAGUUUACAGUUUGACCGGGAAAUUCUUCGUGAGUCAUACACCGACAUGCAUUUCAAUAUGAACAGUUUUACCAAGAGAUAAAACAAUGGAAGCUUCGUUCGUACCUUGUGCAAUAUGGUCUUUACUUUAAUUGCAUCAUGGUGAUAAUUAUGAUAAUAUGAGUGAUGGUGCUGAUAAUAUAAUGAAGAGAAAUAAAAAAAAUGGUGACAUCAGUCAUCAGAGAUGAUAAGGGUAGAUGUCUUUAUUUGCAUUAUCAUAUUACAAAAUAGUAUUAGAUUCUGUUUUUAUCUGUUUUAUCACAAAAAUGUUCGUAAUGCUAAGAGGGUAAGAUCAAUUAUAAUUAUCACACACACACACACACACGUGUAUGCAUGUAUGUAUUACUGAAAUACUAAUCUACGUAUCAUACACAUUCAUGUAUUGAUAUACAUUAGUGUCAGUGUAUGUUAUUGCUUACCAAAAGCAGUAGGGUAUAAUGACAUUCUUAGCAAAUAGUAAAAUGUAUGCUCACUAUAGUUGUAGUAUUAUAAGUACUGUUAUAAUCUUGUUAGUGAAUUUAAG